Cordyceps fumosorosea ARSEF 2679 is the source of this 981-nucleotide messenger RNA. RefSeq names its product dihydrodipicolinate synthetase family protein. Bases 1 to 981 code for a protein of 326 amino acids. The record is from RefSeq and is a predicted model, not a curated record. Gene Ontology annotation, molecular function: 4-hydroxy-tetrahydrodipicolinate synthase activity. The transcript has 3 exons. NCBI's taxonomy places the organism in Eukaryota, Fungi, Ascomycota, Sordariomycetes, Hypocreales, Cordycipitaceae.
AUGGGCGCCGCACGCAGCACGAGGAGCAUCAAUGCCCUGACAGGGAUUCACGUUCCAAGCCUAACGUGGUUUCUUGAAGGAGCCGAGCAAGAGAUUGAUUGGAAUCUUCAGAAGAUGCACCUUCAAUUCUUGGUCGAGUCGGGCGUCGAUGGAGUUGUCAUUGCCGGAACAAAUGGCGAAGCAGUCACGCUGAGCCGCGACGAAAAAGCGAAGCUCGUGCAGAUGACGCGCCAAGUCGCCAUCGACGCGGGCAGGGCAGCGCUGCCCAUCGGCGUCGGCACCUCGGGCCAGUGCACGCGCGACGUCAUGGCCGAGACGCGUCUCGCCGCCUCUGCCGGUGGCGAUUAUGCUCUCGUUCUGACCCCAAGCUACUUUCACUUUGCCAUGGAUACUGAUGCCAUCGCCGCCUUCUUUGAAGAAGUGGCGGAGGCGAGCCCGCUCCCGCUCGUCAUCUACAACUUCCCGGGGGUCGCGGCCGGCAUCGACCUAGACUCGGAUCUGCUCAUCCGUCUGGGCAAGUGCCCCAACAUUGCCGGCGUCAAGCUGACGUGUGGCGGGAUCGCCAAGGUGGCGCGCAUCGCCGCGACGUAUGAGCCGGAUCAGUUCUUCGCGCUGGCCGGGCAGAGCGACUGGCUGGUGCCGGCGCUGUCAGUCGGGGGGACCGGCUGCAUCACGGGGGUUGCAAACCUGUUUCCCAAGGUGUGCUUGUCGAUCUACAACCUGUACGGGAGCGGCGAGGUGGGCAGGGCGCGGGAGCUGCAGCUGCAGCUCGCGAAGAUGGAGACGGGAUUCGGAAAGGGAGGUAUCAACGGGACGAAAUGGGUCGUCGCCGGGCUCAGGGGAUACGCGGAGGGAAGCUGGCAUUGCAGAAGGCCGUAUCCCCAGUUCACGAGCGCAGAGCUGCAGAGGUGGGUGCUGGAGACGGUGCAGCCGUUGGUGGAGGUGGAGGCGAAGCUGGUUAAGAGGGCGGUGCAGAAUUGA